Pyricularia oryzae 70-15 is the source of this 1337-nucleotide messenger RNA. Its product is annotated as non-histone chromosomal protein 6. The coding region runs from base 209 to 514 and encodes 101 amino acids. Lineage: Eukaryota; Fungi; Ascomycota; Sordariomycetes; Magnaporthales; Pyriculariaceae. The record is from RefSeq and is a predicted model, not a curated record. The transcript has 4 exons.
CAGUCCCUCACAAUCAGCCGGCCCAUAGUAAAAAGGCGCUCCCUCUAACCUCCCCCCAUACAAUUUUCCUCUGCCUCUCACUCUUUCUACACAGCCAAAUCUCCCAUACAAAAUCCGCACCCAAUUCUCAUCGCAACGCAGCAAUUGCACAAUUAAACACCACAUUUCGACUUUUCUCAAAAACCUCUUAAAGUCAAAGCCAUUCACCAUGCCUAAGGCCGCUACUAAGAAGAGCGCCAAGCCUGAGAAGCGCCGCGCCAAGAAGGACCCUAUGGCCCCCAAGCGUGGUCUCUCCGCAUACAUGUUCUUCGCCAACGAGCAGCGUGACAACGUCAGGGAGGAGAACCCCGGUGUCACAUUCGGCCAAGUUGGCAAGAUCCUGGGUGAGCGCUGGAAGGCUCUGAGCGACAAGCAGAGGGCGCCAUACGACGCCAAGGCUGCUGCCGACAAGAAGAGAUACGAGGACGAGAAGGCUGCUUACCAGGCUGGCGGCGACGAGGAUGAGUCCUCUUGAUUCUCGCCUGAUCGUUUGCCUGCGCGAACCAUUCUCCAGGGCUGAAAGACCAUUGAGAUGAUCAAAUCAUGUCUCCAGCUCGUCAGAUCAUGAACCACCAUUCUGAUCGGGCGGAAUGCCACUGGCGCGCUAUUUUCUUUCAUGUCACUUUGGGUUUGGUCAGGUCAGGUGUUGAGUGUUAGCCACGGACUGGGUUCUCUUUUUUCGGCAUUUGUUAUCGUAGCUUUUUCGAUCUGUUCUACUUUUUUUUUCUCUUGAUGAAGGGGGGAAUACCCCUAUGGCCGGAGGGGAAUGGGGUAAGGGAAAGGAUUCCCACUUCAUCGGGCUUGGACGAUGGUAUUAUGAUUUGUUUUUCCAGAGAUACCACACCAUCAUCUUACUCCACCGUCAGGAAGUGAGAAUAAGACUUUGGGAAAACGGCAGCCCAAGCCAUCACACAAACUUCGAUGAGCUGUAUCACUAGAUUAAAAGGCGACGCCGAACGGCUUUUCCUUGCUAAAUACAGUGAAAACCGUUUCUGAGCAACGAACUUUUUAUCACAUGCAAUGGCUAGAGUUCCUCUCACGCAAUACCCAACAAGACCCAAAAUACAUGGGUAGUCGUGAAUUCUCCCUUCAUCCUGUCGGUGCUUGGUGUUGGUUCUUGCAUACUCUUAGUCAGCACUAAUACCCAAAGAGGCUCAUGUUGCAUCAUUACCUUGGAGAGCAAAAUUAGUCUGCACGUCGUCAUCUGUAAUAAGAAUAAACUCGACUAUAACUUUAAAAUUUAGGGAGGCCCUGUCCGUCCCAUGUACAUUCCAUGUGUGGGUAUCAAAAGUAACUAA